Molecule: messenger RNA, 3685 nt
Organism: Gymnodraco acuticeps
Lineage: Eukaryota; Metazoa; Chordata; Actinopteri; Perciformes; Bathydraconidae
Gene: flt3
Product: fms related receptor tyrosine kinase 3
Exons: 24
Coding region: 125-3178 (1017 amino acids)
Biological process (GO): positive regulation of kinase activity; B cell differentiation; cytokine-mediated signaling pathway
Cellular component (GO): signaling receptor complex
Molecular function (GO): transmembrane receptor protein tyrosine kinase activity; ATP binding
Source: RefSeq, a predicted model, not a curated record
GACAACGUCAUCGCUUCCUCUAUUUAAGGUACACGCGCACAUCAUAGCAUCAAAGCCUCGCGUGUGACCCGGGAGUAUGUGACAGUCACAGAGAGAGAGAGCAUCAAAGCGGAGGCACACCAACAUGAUUGCUGGUAUCGUUGUGCUGUGUGCUGUCAGGCUGCUCUGCUCUGAUGGUGUCGCAGCGCAGAAUCAGGCCUGCGUGCCAAAUCAUGAGGUGGAGUGUUUUGUACCGGCGGACCAUCUGAGUGCGUCUGGGUCAGUCAGCGUUGAGGUGUGUGUCGGUAAGAAACUCAUCAUCUCCCUGCAGCACUUCUCCGAACAGCCUGUUUGCAGCUGGAUCCGAGGAGCAGACACAGUAAUCACAGUAAAUGGGAGUGAGUCCUUGGUCCUACCCAAGCUUUCUGAGGACGAUUCAGGGGAGUACACGCUGAGAUGUGAAACCAGCGACGGGGCCAGUUCCUCAAUGAAUGUGUCUCUGAAAGUAGCCAUGAAUCGUCCCUCAAAACCAAAGCUGACAAUUGACAAAGAGCAAGUCCGAUUCAUAUCCCCUUCUUUGACAUGCAUCUCUGAGGACUGCCCUAAGCCCACUCUGAAAUGGACUGGAAACCCAGAUGUGACAGUUGUUUCUACAAACAGUGGACGUACACAAAUCGUUAUAUCCACCAGUGAAUAUUCUGACACAGGAGUGAUGUGCUGUGCCACUAACGCUAGAGGACAAGAAUGCUCCCAACUGUAUGACUAUGACCUGGACAGUGAAUUCAUGAAAGAUGAUGAAGUUUCUAAUUUGACUGUGAGCCCUGGUGAGCCUUUACUCCUUCGCUGUCGAGCGACACACCCGCAUAAGAGGAUUGAACUUGGGUGGGAAAAGGGCAGAAAAAAAUUGGACAUUCGGACAAAUGGAUGCUCGUCUACAGUCAAGAGAGAGAUCUGCAUUAAAUCUGACAUGCAUCAAGGAAGUUGUAUGCGCUACCUGUUUAUCGAAUCAGCGAGCAGUGACCACAGUGGCACUUAUACCUGCAGCAGACCAAACAACAACAAAACAAAGUCUGUCAACAUUCAGGUCCAAGCUGAGGGUUUCCUCUCCGUCCAACUGAAUAAAAGCAAGAUCCUCCCCCCUCACAACGCCUCCACAUCCUGUCUGCAGGCCAGUGUUUCCUACCACCCUGUGCUGGAGAAGUGCUACUGGGAGACUCCUGAUAAAACAGAGAUUGAAUGUGAAAAAAAGACUUGGGUUACAAAACACAGGACUGUGAAGCUAUGUGUCACACUCAAAUCCGGAGAUUAUAAAUUACACGUGGAAGCUGGAGGACUAAAAGAAACAAAAACCAUAUCAGUGUGUGUUGCAGACCCACCAAAGUUCAGAUUCGAGGACAUCAAUAACACCUUAACUUUUGAGACUGUGGCUCUUGUGCCGGCAAAUUAUACCUGGAAGUCCUGUGUUUUGUCGAAUGACAGCAGCUGUGAAACUGCGUCUAACUGGAAUGAUAUCCCAGGAGCGUCUCACACAGACUCUGACGUCUCCUGUCAGAAGACCAUGAGGAGCUCUCUGAGCAGAAGUCUAGUGACAGGAAACAAUUUAUGGUUCUGCCUGACAAACUCACUCGGCUCCUGGUGCCAAAAGUGCUACAUAAUAGACAAUGGAGGACCCCAUACAGGAAUGUCCUUCGGAGCUGCUCCAAAUCAUGACAACAAAAGCUUGAUGCUGCUGAAAGUUGGCAGUUUGUUUCUGGUCAUGGCUUUGGCAGUAGUUAGCGUGGUGCUCAUUUACUUUGUCAAAAAGAAGAAACCUCAGUACCAGCCUCAGCUUCAGAUGAUCCAGAUGGUUGGACCCAAUGACAAUGAUUACAUCUACAUUAACUUCAAGGACUUUGGUUACGACAAGCAAUGGGAGUUCCCCCGGGAGAACCUGGAACUGGGUCCAGAACUGGGCUCUGGGGCUUUUGGCACGGUGGUCCAAGCUACGGCUUACGGCAUCAACCAGGCUGGAGUCUCGCAGCAGGUGGCCGUCAAGAUGCUUAAAGAGAAACACCAGACUGUGGAGAAAGAGGCCCUGAUGUCCGAGCUGAAGAUGCUGACUCACAUCGGUCACCACGCAAACAUUGUUAACCUGUUGGGGGCAUGCACAGACUCAGGACCCACGUACCUGAUUUUCCAGUACUGCUGUUAUGGAGAUCUUCUGAACUACCUUAAGACGAACAGAGAGCUCUACCACAAGUCUGUCACCGACGCUUUCACCAAGGACCGAUUCAGCAGCAUUUACCACAACCUGCAGCCCAACAAAAGCUCUAGGUGCGGAAACACGGGUGAGGGAGACAAAACAGUGGAUAAUUACGUGCCCAUGCACCGCUCUACCACCGGAGGGCAGGAGGACAUCGCCCUGCUCCCCAUCAACCUCAACGACAGCAUUGAAGAACCUUUGAUUUACGAAGACCCGGACGAUCUGACGGACGACGCGCAGACCCUGACCUUCGACGACCUGCUCAGCUUCGCCUUCCAGGUGGCCAAAGGCAUGGAGUUCCUCUCCUCCAAGAAUUGCAUCCAUCGAGACCUGGCAGCUCGUAACGUGUUGGUGACGAAGGGCAGAAUGGCGAAGAUCGGCGACUUCGGACUGGCUCGGGACAUCGACAACGACUCCAACUACGUCGUGAGAGGAAAUGUGCGUUUGCCAGUGAAGUGGAUGGCACCAGAGAGCACCUUCCAGGGCAUCUACACCAUGAAGAGUGACGUCUGGGCCUAUGGCAUUCUGCUCUGGGAGAUCUUCUCACUUGGCGUUACUCCGUACCCGGGCAUGAAGGUGGACCACACGUUCUAUUCAAUGAUCGAGAGAGGAUUUAAGAUGGAGUGUCCUUACUAUGCCAACGAGUCUGUGUACGGGAUGAUGUGUAAGUGUUGGGCUCUGGAUCCCUGCGACCGUCCAUCUUUCUCCAAACUGGUGUCCUUCAUGUGUGAUCAGCUGACAGACAGAGAGGAGCAGCUGUACCAUAACAUGCCCGACCAGGAAUCCAGCAUCUACCAGAACGCAGCCCCCAUUUUGGACAUUUCCGCCUUGACACAACAAAACGAGAACAAGGCGGCCAACGAUUACUGUCGAACCCACGCGACUGAAGAGAGCAAAGCAGAAGCGUCUGAAACUGUGGCCGCUGAGGAGAAGCUGAAGACAUCUGAUGCAGAGUGAUAACCUUUCACCGAAUGCAUUUUGACCAAACAUGCCUUAAAUAUUCAUUUUUUAUAUGUUUCUCAUAGUAUCUCAAGAUAACCGUAGAAUGCACUUGCUUUAUGUCCUUUUGUAAUAUUGUCAGAAAACAAGAUUUUAUAAAAUGUGGCCUGAAUAUAGAAAAAAGUGUUUUUGUUUUAUAUUUUUCAAUUGUGCAGCUAAAAAACAGUUUCAUCGAUACAAAUUCUCAGGACUAUAGACAUGUUGAAGUACGUCUGCAUACUGUAGCAACUGUUUGGUUUUACAUGUUAUCAGUAUAACAUGUAUUUGUAUGCACUGGUAAAAGUGUUGUUGUAUUUUUUUAUACUAGGUGAGCAGCUAUUACUUAAGCCAGUUUAUGUGCACUUAUAUAUUGUUAUCAAAACAAGCUUUUUCUACUGUGAAAAGUGGAUUUAUUAUGUGCCUUUGGUUUUGUAAGCAUUAUACCUGCAAUAAAAUGCACAUUUAACAAUAAAAGGUUAACAACAA